Trypanosoma grayi is the source of this 255-nucleotide messenger RNA. RefSeq lists its product as hypothetical. Gene Ontology annotation, molecular function: transcription coactivator activity. The transcript has a single exon. Gene Ontology annotation, biological process: regulation of DNA-templated transcription. NCBI's taxonomy places the organism in Eukaryota, Euglenozoa, Kinetoplastea, Trypanosomatida, Trypanosomatidae. Bases 1 to 255 code for a protein of 84 amino acids. The record is from RefSeq and is a predicted model, not a curated record. Gene Ontology annotation, cellular component: nucleus.
AUGUCCUACCAGUCCAGUGAGGCCAAGAAGGAAGAGUUCCGUAAGUACCUUGAGCGGAAGCAGGUGAUCGACACACUGACCCGUGUACUGGUCAACCUGUACGAAGAACCAGAGAAGCCGGAGGAUCCGGUGGACUUUAUAAAGAAAGUGCUUGGCGGAGCCUCUGCCGCAGACUACGAGGCGCUUCAGCAGGAAAAUGCAUCACUCAAAGCGGAAGUGGAGGCACUUAAAAAACGGCUCAAUGAGGAACAAUAA